GGCGUAAGACAUGGAUGGUACACACACGCGUGCCAGUCAGUGAGGACCUGUGCUGACCAUCUGAGGCCGCUGUUUCCGGUGACUAUUUGUCCUUAAUGGAGCCCAGGGGGUGCAAGGGUUUGAACAAGAGUGUCUCCCUCUGCCCCCAACCCGAAACUAGAAAGACUGGGAGAGGUAAAGAGGGGCACACCCAGGAAAGAAGCUUGGGUCAUUUACCUUCAUAGCUAGCUUUCCCCACCCACCCAAGGGGCCAGGGAAGCAGGGCGGGGCUGGCAGAUCUGGGGGCGGACCGGAGGAGACCUGGGCAGCCCGUAGAGCGGGGGCGGGGGUAAAGAAACCUCAGCCGGGUAAGCAUAGGCAUACGCGAGCACACACAGUCACACGCAUACCCCGAAAGACACACAGCUGGAUCAGCACCCUUGUUGCCUCUCUGUGACACAUUCCCCGCCCCUCUGCACUUCCCGAAGGGGUGUGUGUGAAUUGUCUGUGUUUGUGCGUGUGCGUGUGUGUGUGUGUGCGCGUGUGUCUCGGUGUCGUUGUCUCGGAACCUCGGACUAGGCGCUGACUGCGAGCCGGGUCGGGGCCAGAACCCGAACCGGAGCUGGAGCCGGGGCGGGACCCUGAGCCCGCGUCCACGCCUCCAUCCCGAGCCCCUCUGAUUUUCCCCUGCGGCGCGGAUGCCCCAUGUUCACAGAGCUGAGGUCCAAGCUGAGCCCUCCGAGAGGCCGCGCUGGGGCGGUGAGGACGAGCUUCGGGGACCGCAGAGAUGUGGACGCUGCUGCACAUUUCAGCUUCUGCCGGAGUCUUUUGGAGCACACUGUGUCUGCUGAGAACCUCCCCUGCCGGCUACAGCGGGCACCAGGCUCCAGCCUUACUUGGCAUGAUAGUCGGAGCCAACGAGCUGCAGGGGGCCGAACAGUCAAGCUCCUGCAGCAGCCAGGCACUGAAACACAGCAGGGCCGGCACUAUGACCACUAUGGGUUCUACCACACCAGCCCCACACUGGGUGGCCUGAUGCGGCCGGUGGUCCUGUGGAGCCAGCAAGAUGUCUGCAAGUGGUUGAAGAAGCACUGUCCCCACAACUACCUCAUCUACGUGGAAGCCUUCUCCCACCAUGCCAUCACUGGUCGGGCAUUGUUGAGGCUAAAUGCAGAAAAGCUUCAGCGCAUGGGGCUACUACAGGAGGCCCAGAGGCAAGAGGUGCUGCAGCAGGUCCUACAGCUGCAAGUACGAGAAGAAGUCCGGAACCUGCAUUUGCUGAGCCAAGCUUCUUUCGGAAACAUCUCCUAGCUCCCCUCCUAGGGGUGUGGGUGAGACCCCAGCACUGUGAUGGCUGACCUGGACUAAAGAGAAUAACAGCCUCUUGGGUCAGAUGAGGCAUCAAACAGCAGUUUCCAGACCAGCAGACAGUGACAGACCAGAGGUUGAAGCUUAUGGCCUCUCGCCAGAAAACACAUAACUUUACCCUGGGAUCAGAGAUAUGCCUUUAUCCAGCUGGCUGUGGGUUGCAGGGCCUCCAGGACAUCUUUUGGCAACAAGAGACUCAGUUUUCUUCUUAUAUCCUGUCAGAGUGCAAGGAAUCUAGUCCCAGUAGAGUUGGAAUCCAACACCCAAAGUGGGGGGCAGAGAGAAGGAAGAAGGAAGACAUCUGGCACUAGCUACUCCUCCAACAAAGAUUCUGGAGUUUUGCCCCUCCUAAACCUUUGUGCCAAUUAUAGCACAUAUUGACAUCUGUUUGGGGGGGGGGGGGGCAAGGUUCCAAGGGUAUUUGAUGCACUAACUCCUGUCUGUGAUUUCCUUAGAGGAGAUGUCCAUUUAUAGCCUUUCCCCCCAAUAUUGGUGACCCUUCCCCAUCUAUAGAAUCCUGGGAAAUGCCCAGGCAUGAAGGCUGAUCCUACCUGCCCCCUUCCUAUCCCUACCCCCCAUAGCUGUGUCUCUCUCUCAACCCAAGUACCAGAACAUGAGUCACAGGAAGGCUUACAGGAGAUAUUUGCUGCUCAACAACCAAUUUUCCCCCUACCCCCACUCAAUUAUUUAUUCCCCCCCUCCUCAGGCCAUAUCCUCCCUGUUCAUCUCACAAAUACUAGAUUUAUUUCUCCUCGUAGCUUCCUCCUCCCAAGGUUCUCCUCCCAGAGACACUCCUGCUCAGUUUUUGAACAGGUGUGACCUACCAAUGAUGAUAAAUUCCUUUCCAGUGGGACUCCUAGAGCUCCCCUGUUGCAUCAAAUGAAAUUCAGUUUACACAGAGCUUUGCAAAGACUGACUCUUCUCUGAGGUCUUAGGUUUGUAGCAUCUGACUAGCUAUAAAAGUUCCAUUUUGGGAUGGGUUUAGGUGUCCCACCACUGUAGUACAUAUGCUAAAGAGAUGCUGUUUAGAAUUUGGUCAGGUCCUUGGACAAAGCUGCUGAUGCCUUUGGGGGUUGGUAGAACAGUGCAACCCUUUCAGUCACUGGCAGUGACCCUAGAGCAGUGAUGGCAAACCUUUUAGAAAGGUAGGUAAUGUGAGAAAUGUCUUCAGACACGUGAAAAGGGGAAGGGAAACAGCCUGGUCCCAUAUCCCUCUGGCUUUCUAGUAACGAACUCUGGCAAACUCUGUGCUGGGGCAAUGGUGUAAGUGUUCACAGAAAGGGCUCUGAGUGCCCCCCUCUGGCACAUGUGCCAUACGUUUACCACCAUGGCCCUAUAGCAUGAUGAUGGCAUCUGAGGCCUGGGCCAGGCAGUAUGAGGUAGGAUUCUAGCAGAUCACAGAGCUGAAGCUGGGUCUGCUCAGCUGGGGAGUACAGUAAGAGCAAGAAGGGGUAGAACUUGAUAUCUACCCUCCCUAGUCUAAAUCUUGCUCAUUCCCCUCUAGUCUUCCUAUUCUAAACUCCUUUAGAAAAAUCUCAGGAACAGAAGAGCCAGGGGCUUUCCCAUCCAGCCCCUCCCCAUCAGAUUCACUCCACAGUCCUAACCUAGAUGAUGGUAUAAGUAGAUAUAGAGAGAAAUCCAGCAUCAGCAAGCUGCAUAGGCAGCUCCUAUUCUUUCUCCCAACAAUAUGCCCAGUUCUGUGCUAGGCAGCAAAGACUGCUAUUGCCCCCUCAGGGUAUCAGAGGUGAUCAUCUAGGGAAUAAAUUAAGAAGGAAUUUAGGAUCCCUAGAAGUAGAAGGGAAACUGUUCCCCCUAGUCACCCUAAAGUAUUUCCUCAAACCCUAAUCCCAAAUCUGACUUUCCUUGGUAAGUGAGCCCUUGAAAAUGCAAUAACAUUGUCAUAGGAUUUUGAGACAAAAGGAACCUUAAGGUUAUUUAGUCCCCUCAUUUUACAGUUGAGGAAAUGGAAGCCCAGAGCUAUAUGUGAAGUGACUUGCCCUUGGCCACAUCAUAAGUAAGUGACAGAGUCAGGAUUUGAACCCAGGCCCUCUGACUCCAAAUCCAGCACUCUUUCCAUUCACUGCACAAUGCUGGUUCCCCUUCUCCCUGGAGCAAUAUAUGAACCUGAGCAUUUCCCUCUUCCCUUGCCCAGCCACUGUGCCAUGUACACUUGUGGUUCUCUCUGUCUGUUUUUGUCUCUGUUUCUGUCUCUGUCUCGUUUUUUUUUUUUUAUAUAAUUGAUGUAAAAAUAUGAAAUAAAACCUGGUUCUUAA
Messenger RNA from Monodelphis domestica (gray short-tailed opossum), 3620 nucleotides. It is a transcript of the gene SAMD10, whose product is annotated as sterile alpha motif domain containing 10. The record is from RefSeq and is a predicted model, not a curated record. Gene Ontology annotation, molecular function: protein binding; zinc ion binding. NCBI's taxonomy places the organism in Eukaryota, Metazoa, Chordata, Mammalia, Didelphimorphia, Didelphidae. Gene Ontology annotation, biological process: cell surface receptor protein tyrosine kinase signaling pathway. Gene Ontology annotation, cellular component: cytoplasmic side of plasma membrane.